AAUUUUGUUUAAUGUUUCCAAAAUAGUCAUAACCAAUACAAUAUUUCUAAAGGCUCAAAAAGAAAAUUGUCAUUUGAAUUUGACACAUUUUAGAAUGUAAUUACACAAACUUUAAGUCUAUUUGUGCGGUAGACAUUAUAUUUUCAUUGCCAUCAGGAACUACAGAACAGAGUUCAUUUGUUAUGAUUCAGAAGAACCCGCAUAACAAAACCGAUUGGAAACUGUAUUCUUUCUUUUUUUCAUAUUGCAUGUGACCACAACUGACGUAUCGCUGGUGGCCUCAACCCAGGGAUUAUGGAAAUUAGUUUUGGGCUAUAUCUGGUAUGAUGAAUGUUUUCGUGCAUCACCCCUGUUAAAUAACUAUAAAAAAACAAAUAUAAUUACUUCCUAACAUUUAACUGUUGUUGCGGCAUGAUCUGUUAGUGUGUAUAACUAUUGUUGGCUGUCCUGCAGAUUUCCAAACACUUUUGAAUUACUGAAAUCCACACAACAUACAAAACAGGAGUUUAGGUUUCUAACCUUGACUACUACACAGGAACCUACUUUGUGCAUGUGGCCGAUUCAGGACUGCUUCCUGUCCUACUGUUCUGGCAGUAAGGAGUCAAAAGUUAUGUGUGCACACACCCUGACAUGAACUUAGAUGAGAACCUUUGUUGAGACUUGGAGAAAGAAGCACAGGUCCUGCUCUCCUCUGAAAAGAUGCAGCAUGAAAAUUAGACAUUGUUAAGGUUGAUGAGACCUGUCGUUUUUUCUUUCAAUGACCUUGAGGGCGGCAACAGACCAACGUGUCUGACAAUCAUCGCUGUAGUUUAAACCCAGUAACUUGUCUUGUGAUGUUGUACUGGACUGCGUGUCUGGUUCCAUGUGAACAUGUGUCUGUGAUGCUGUAAAAGUGGCGCUGCUGCCUUUUAGCAGCGACCUGAGAAGAAGUGAAACAAGUAUAGGAGGUGGGUGUUGUGACCACAACCUCCUCCCCUGCUCGAUAUGCUCUGUACUUUGUGCUCAAGCGACUGACAUGAAGAGCGGGAGCGUCAUCACAGAUGCACUCAAGGGACGGUCCUGUUUUUACUCAGUUGUAACAACAUUUUGUCAGAUUGUACAUUUAGAUUUGGGGACACAAAAAUCAAUCAAAAGCUGUCGCUAUCAUUAGUGCCUCUCUAAUGAAUUAUGAUUGAUCUUAAUGAAAGACUUGUGCAACACAUGACACAGUCAAGUUACAAGCAAUGACACAUGACAGUGACACGUGAUGACAUCACAGGCUAACAAGUUGAUAUGAAGUAAUAGUUUACCUGCAAAUGCGUCCGUCCAAAACUGGACACGCUACGACAAGUUUAGCCAAUAACCUAAAAAAGUAACAGUUGUGCCGUCUUGCAUCUGCUAAAUGUUCUAUCAUGACUGAUGUCAGUGUGACCACGUGGUUGUUUAGUUGGGUUCAUCCAGAUGAAGAUGAUUUCUAAAAUUAAGUCAUAUUUAUCGUUCUCUGACCCAAAAGAAAGUUGUUCAUGCUUUUAUCUAUGCUCGUCUUUAUUACUACAAUGCACUUUACUUGGGUGUCGGUCAGGGCUCCCUCCACCAUCUCCCUGGUAGUUUUCUAAUGGAUUUUAAAUUUCUAACACUCACUUUUAAAGGCCUCUAACGGCUCAGACCUGAAAUUCAUUUCAGAUUAUUGAGCUGUUAUGUGCCCUCUCGACCGAUGAGGUCUGUAGAUGGAGCCCUGCAGGUGACUCCCAGGUCGCAGGUUGUGACAAAGGGAGAUCGCGCCUUUGACAGAAGAGCCCCCACACUUUGAAGCUGUCUGUCUACUGAACUCAGACACACCACGUUACUACCUUCUUUUGAAUCUCUUCACAAAACCUUUCUCUUUGUGAAAGGUUUUCUCCUUUUAGUCAACUAACUUGUGUGUUUUCUUUUUACUUUUUUGCUUUUAUUUCGUCUUGCUAAGCACUUUGUAACAUUGUUAAGAAAUGUGCUAAAUUCUUUUUUAUAUUAUUAUUAUUAUUAUUAUUAUUAUUAUGAAUCAUGUUGACAUGUGACAGGGACAAUACCCAUGAAUCACUAAAACAAAUUAGUACCUGUCUUCUAUUUUAGUGGAAACCAGGCUACAACUGCUAUAAAUAUAGUGGUUCAAUCCAUAGUGGUGUAUCCUCAUCAAUGAGUGGCGGCUUUAAAGUCUUUAUAUUUUUAUAUUGUUUGAAAUAAAAAGAAAAUGUUGUGAAGACGACGGCUUUGUGUUACUGCAGUUUACAUUGAAUCUUUUUUUAGUUUACUCUAAGUGCCACUAAGAAACCCACCAUGAAACAUAAAACAUAAGCUGCUGUUGGUGUUGUUGUUUCAUGUGUUAUGGAUGGAAGGGCGGUCGAUGUUAUUUCCACUGGUAAUUAGAGGCCAAUCAGAUUGCUCUCACAUUGUUCCCACCCACUUCAUAUGAUUACAUUAGAGCAACACAUUUUAUUAUAGGGUCUAAAUUAACUUCUGUCUUCAACGGGAAAAUGCUGAUUAUAUUCCACUUACUGCUGCUGCUCCGAGUGAAGCGAUGCACAUUUGAUCAGAUCUUUGAGACACGAACCGCUGGUGUUGGACAUGAUGUGGAUUUGACAUGUAGCCGCCAUGAGUCGGUUUACAGUUUCAACUUAUUUUGGAUUAGGCUCGUUUCUGGAAACUUUCCUGAAGUUUUAGGAGGAACUCAUUCAUUUGACAAUGCAGAUGUUAAUGAGACCUCUCACUUUACAGUCAAGCAAGAGCCUGGGAUCUUUCUUCUACGGAUUAAAAAAACUGAGCGAAGCGAUACUGGAGUUUACUAUUGCAUAAGAGUAGAUCAGCUUGUCAUGAUAUUUUUGAAAGGAACAUUUCUUAGGAUUAAAGGACCAGAACCUGAUGUAUCUACAGUCAUUCAAGUCCCUCCGUCUGAUCCAGUCGGUCCAGGAGACCCAGUGACGCUGCAGUGUUCAGUCCUGUCUGACUCUGAGAACAACACGUGUCCAGGAUAUCACCGUGUGUUCUGGUUCAGAUCUGGUUCAGAUGAAUCUCAUCCCAGUUUGAUUCAUGCUCAUGGAAACAGUCGUGAUGAAUGUGAAAAGAACCCUGAAGAUCACUGGCCCCAGAAAUGUGUCUACAACUUCUGUAAGAACGUUAGCUCGUCUGAUGCUGGGACUCACUACUGUGCUGUGGCCACAUGUGGAGAGAUUUUAUUUGGACGUGGAACAAAAGUGGACAAUAAAGCACCCAACGUGUGGGAUGUACAGAAGACCAAUACAGUUCUGUCAUGUGCUACAUUCACUAUAAGUCUGAUUGUUAUCGGCUUCCUGAUUCAUAUCAUCAAGGAGAAAAUGUGUGAUUGUUGCAAAGAGGCUGUGACUGUCCGUGGUAGUCAGCCAAAUCAGCAGAGAGAUGAGGACUCGUUGGUUUAUUCUGCAUCAACCAUCACUAGGAGGAAAGCUGCUAACGCAGGGAGAGGAAAAUCAAGUACUGCAGAGGGAGAAACGGUUUACUCUGAAGUCUGGUUUUAUGCGAUAAACUAACAGUGCAAACAUUUGACUUGAUAAAUAAAGAUGAUAUCAUUUGUGAUUUGCACACUGCUGGGAAGAGUCGGUCCUCCACCUCCCACGACUCACUAUGUCACCUUUGAAACGGCGUAUUACGAGGUUUGUGGUCCUUUUAAAGACCACAGACACGCCUGUUAGAGCUCAGCAGUGGACCUGUUCAGUCUGUCAAGUGUCUGUUUUUAUGGAUGGAUUUCCUUAUUGUCUGUAAAGUAAUCGUGCUGAUUCUCUGCCAUGUCACCCUUACCUUUACAAGCUCAUUAACCAGGCAUUGGAAAAGCCCACUAUGCUCUGAGGUGAAACAAAGUAUUUGUGACGUAUCUCCUGUCACUGGUAGAGGAGCUAUUUUGGGAAACGGUCGAUCUGGUCUAUUUUACCACAUACGACAUAGUUCGUCGUAGGAAUUGGAGGACUGUUUUUUUGGGAAUAUACUUACAAUCAGAUAUUUGACAUCUGAUGGAGAUGUCAAGAAUGUUUUAUUUGGAUAACUU
This is a messenger RNA of Scophthalmus maximus (turbot), 4030 nucleotides long. RefSeq lists its product as uncharacterized. Gene Ontology annotation, biological process: response to bacterium. The transcript has 6 exons. The record is from RefSeq and is a predicted model, not a curated record. Bases 2490 to 3518 code for a protein of 342 amino acids. Lineage: Eukaryota; Metazoa; Chordata; Actinopteri; Pleuronectiformes; Scophthalmidae.